Messenger RNA from Hypoxylon fragiforme, 702 nucleotides. Its product is annotated as phosphoribosylglycinamide formyltransferase. The record is from RefSeq and is a predicted model, not a curated record. Gene Ontology annotation, molecular function: phosphoribosylglycinamide formyltransferase activity. Gene Ontology annotation, biological process: 'de novo' IMP biosynthetic process. Gene Ontology annotation, cellular component: cytoplasm. Lineage: Eukaryota; Fungi; Ascomycota; Sordariomycetes; Xylariales; Hypoxylaceae. The transcript is spliced from 3 exons. The coding region runs from base 1 to 702 and encodes 233 amino acids.
AUGACCGGACCCAAAGAACCACCAUGUCGGAUUAUGGUCAUGGCCUCUGGCUUUGGCUCUAACUUUCAGGCUCUCAUAGAUGCUACCUCAACUGGCCAGCUUCCAAAUAGCCGCAUUAUCUCCCUCAUCGUGAACCGGAAAAAUGCACACGCAACUGUCCGGGCAGACAAAGCAGGUAUUCCGUGGGAAUACUUCAAUCUAAUUAGUAACGGGUUUUUGCAGAAGGGAGAAAAAGACGAACAGAAAGUAGCUGAGAGUCGUCGAAAAUAUGAUGCUGCAUUGGCCGCGAAGAUUUUAUCAGCAGAGGAAACGCCCGAGUUGAUUAUUCUUGCUGGUUGGAUGUAUGUCUUCUCCACUGCCUUUCUAGAACCCCUAGACAAGGCAGGAGUGCGGAUAAUCAACAUCCAUCCGGCACUACCUCGGGAGUUCGAUGGAACUAAUGCGAUUGAGCGAGCUUUUGACGAAUUCAAGGCUGGGCGACUAACACGCACUGGUAUUAUGGCCCACUACGUCAUUGAUGAGGUGGAUAGGGGUACUCCUAUUCUGGUCAAAGAGAUUGAAUGGAAGGGAGAAGAGCUGGAAGAGCUGAAGGAAAGGAUCCAUGUUCAUGAGCACGAGCUAAUCGUGAAGGCAGCGGCGAAGGUGGUAGAGGAGAUACUGAAGGCUAGGGGGAACGUAACUCCUGAGUCUCAAAAUCCUUGA